This is a messenger RNA of Gastrolobium bilobum, 2846 nucleotides long. RefSeq names its product zinc finger CCCH domain-containing protein 30-like. Gene Ontology annotation, molecular function: protein binding; metal ion binding. Bases 229 to 2319 code for a protein of 696 amino acids. Lineage: Eukaryota; Viridiplantae; Streptophyta; Magnoliopsida; Fabales; Fabaceae. The record is from RefSeq and is a predicted model, not a curated record. The transcript is spliced from 2 exons.
UUCUUGGUAUUCAAACACCCUUUGUCUGAAGCUCCCUUCAGCUACUUUGCUCCCCGUUGAGAUCUCUCUUUCUCUCUCUGUCUCUCUUUCUCUGUGAUGGGGUUUUCUUGUGCAAUGAACAAGAGCCGCUAAACCUGCUGCUAAUGAAAGCAUUUGGAGAAGUUAAAGCCAUCACCGUCUCCGACUCUAUCUCCUAUUUUGUUAAGCACAUCUCAACCCAGAAGCCACAUGAUGAACCACUUGACCGUUGAUACUGAAUAUUCUUUUGUGAGCUUGCUUGAGCUUGCAGCCAAUAAUGAUGUUGAAGGUUUCAAACGAAUGAUUGAACGGGAUCCUUCCUGUGUAGAUGAGAUUGGGCUAUGGUACAGUCGUCCGAAGGGAUCAAAGCAGAUUGUCAAUGAGCACAGAACUCCUUUGAUGGUUGCUGCUACUUAUGGUAGCAUUGAUGUUAUGAAACUGAUUCUUUCACUAUCCGAUUAUCAUGUUAAUAAACCUUGUGGCCUUGACAAGUGCACUGCCCUUCAUUGUGCGGCAUCAGGUGGGGCUGUAAAUGCUGUUGAUGUUGUUAAACUGCUUCUAGCAGAGGGGGCUGAUCCAAAUUCUGUGGAUGGCAAUGGUCAUCGUCCAGUUGAUGUUAUUGUUGUUCCUCCUAAGCUUGACUUUGUGAAAAGCAGUCUUGAAGAACUUCUUCAAACCAAGGAUUCCACUGCAGGGUGUGGUCUUAGGGUGAUCACAGACCCAUCAAACACAUAUUCCCCACCUUUAUCAGCUUCACCAGAGAAUGGGUCUCCUUCUGCACCCGAUCUCCAAUUGAAGUCAAAGCUAAAUGAUGUCCCUUUUUCUUCUGCAUCAGAGAAAAAAGAGUAUCCUGUUGAUCCAUCUCUUCCAGACAUCAAGAAUAGCAUAUAUUCAACUGAUGAAUUCCGAAUGUAUUCUUUCAAGAUUCGACCUUGUUCACGUGCUUAUUCACAUGAUUGGACUGAAUGUCCUUUUGUUCAUCCAGGGGAGAAUGCUCGAAGAAGGGACCCAAGAAAGUACCAUUACAGCUGUGUCCCUUGUCCUGAUUUUCGAAAGGGUGCUUGCCGGCGUGGAGAUAUGUGUGACUAUGCUCAUGGAGUUUUUGAGUGCUGGCUGCAUCCAGCACAAUAUCGAACUCGCCUUUGCAAGGAUGGGACUAGUUGCUCCAGAAGAGUUUGCUUUUUUGCCCACACUGCCGAGGAGCUUCGGCCAUUAUAUGUUUCAACUGGUUCUGCUGUUCCAUCUCCUCGCUCAAGCACAUCUGCAAUGGAUUUUGCUGCAGCCAUGAGCCUGUUACCUGGCUCUCCUUCGGCUAUGUCUGUCAUGUCUCCUUCACCAUUCACUCCACCUAUGUCACCCUCUGCCAAUGGCAUGUCAUACUCUUCUGUUGCAUGGCCCCAACCAAAUGUCCCAGCCUUGCAUCUUCCUGGGAGUAAUCUUCAUUCCAGUCGUUUGAGAUCUUCAUUCAAUGCCAGAGAUAUUCCUGGGGAUAACUUCGACUUGUUGCAUGACUUUGAUGUUCAGCGGCAACAGCACUUUAAUGAGUUAUCUUGCCUCUCUCAACAGCCUAUGAAUUCUAAUACCAUCAAUCGCUCUGGUCGCAUGAAAACCCUGACCCCUUCAAAUCUUGAUGAUCUCUUUUCUGCUGAGAGUUCUUCUCCUCGGUUUGCUGAUCCAGCAUUGGCUUCAGCUGUUUUUUCUCCAACACACAAAUCAGCCGUCCUUAAUCAAUUUCAGCAGCAGCAAAGCUUGCUGUCACCCGUGAAUACAAACUUUUCUUCUCAAAAUGUUGAUCAUCCUUUAUUUCAAGCCUCUUUUGGGGUUCAACCAUCAGGAAGGAUGUCUCCACGAAAUGUGGAACCUAUUUCUCCAAUGAGUUCUAGGAUUUCUAUGCUAGCUCAACGUGAGAAGCAGCAACAAUUUCGUAGCCUUAGCUCCCGGGAACUUGGCUCUGCUGCUGCUGGGUCUACAAUCAAUUCUUUGUCAGAAUGGGGAUCCUCCGAUGGUACGUUGGAUUGGGCUGUCAGUGCUGAUGAAUUAGGUAAGCUACGUAGAUCAUCUUCAUUUGAGCUUGGCAAUAAUGGUGAGGAGCCUGAUUUAUCAUGGGUCCAGUCCCUUGUUAAAGAAUCCCCUACUGAGAUGAAGGAGAAGUUGGCAACCACUGUCCCAAGUGCUGUAGAAGCUGGAUCCUCCAUUCAGGGAUCAAAUAUAAGCACACAAAUGGAUUCUGUUGAUCACGCUGUAUUAGGAUCAUGGCUUGAACAACUGCAGCUUGAUAAUGUUGUGGCUCAGCAAAAUUAGAAUGAGUUUUGUUGACCCUGAGGUAGUUAACCGAAAAAGUUUCAGUAUAUACUACAUGCUCUUUUGAAGUUUAGUUGGUGUUGAUGGAAGAAGGUAAGUGUAACCUUGAAAGGAAAGCAAGAAGAGGAAAUUCAUUUUCAAAGUAACUAAGGAAGGUCAGAAAUCUUCCGGGUGGCAUUCAAACGUCUACUCCCAGUUUAGGGUAUUUUUGGCUGCCAAUCUUUUCAAAUUUUAGGUUUACAUUCGUGUCAUUUUUUUCUUCCAUAAUGAGUAAGUGCUUUAUCUAAAUGAAGCCCUGUCUAGAAGUUUGGUCCAAUUUUUUUAUUAAUCUUUUCUACCUUUUUAUUUUUGGGUAGAAAAAGAAAUUACAGGGUUAUUGGAGUUAAUUUCCUUGAGACUCCGUGUUGGUCCAAUUUUGGUGAUGAAAAUACGGCAUGCUUGGAUCUGAUAUUUCUCAUGUCAUUUGGAAUAAAUAAUAUUGGAUGCCAUGAAGUGGGUAAUUUUGAGAGAUUGGAAUAUUGAUACUU